UAUCGUAGAUCCCGGUGGAGUCGCGGUGCAGCAUCCAAACAGAUCGCGAUACCAUCAAGUCCAACACCCACUUGCUCCGACCAUUGUCAAUCCAAUCCACACCCUUGACUGAUCAAAUCAUCCAACACCUCCCAGACGUUCCCCAAAACACCAAUUAACACUCCAAACACAUCAACGACUAAUUACCGCAAAAUUUAAUUAAAACAGUGAAGUAAAUUUGGUAACAGUUAAUUGGGAAUUUGAUCGGAGGGGUCUGGCAAAAUUGACACAAUUUCGUGUAUCCAUCGUAACGUGGAGAAAGACUUUAUUCCACCCGUGUGGAUCACUCAUGCCAAUGUGAAUCUCAACGUAAUUGGAAGCCACAAAUACAAUUCCGAUUGGUGGUAGAACAGCGUGGGAAAAGUAGGUCGUACAUUAAAUGCGGUUAGCAAUUGCUUGGGGUGUAUGUAUCAGUGAGUUAUACCGUGGAACAGUCUCAUUCAUUCACCAACUCCCAACGGGAAAUUGUAUCAAUAAGACUCAUUACCGAUAGUCUGAAGACCGUAGUGUUGAUUCACCAUUACUAAACAGUGAAUUCUGAAUUCUCAAAUAUUACCACAGCCGGCCAAUGACCUGAGAUCACUGGGAAUUCACUAUUAAAUGCAUCUCAAGUUGAAACAAUAAACGCAUUGGCGGAUCCUCGGCAUUCCUCCGUAGAAUUUCCUAGCGUUGGAAUUCACGAGAUGUUACAAGUACGCUUGUGUUGAGGCAAUUGCUCUUGACUGGGAGGGUAAAAAAAUUGGUCGUGCAUUGUUUUCCGGUCGUCUUAUAUCCCCAGAAAAUUCAAAACGAAAACAUUCCUUCGUCACGGAUGGAGAUCACUGAAUAAUUCAAAUUCCAACGUCGACAACGUCAGUUGUUCGUGAGAAGACUCGAGCUGGAGAAUACCUUUACGACUGUGUUCUGCAUAUGAAAAUACACCCCAGGGAGUUGUGUAAAACUCGAUAAAACCGGCCCGUCAUCGUUUUCCCGUAUUUUCGUAUCAAAUUCAGGGGGAGCAGUUGCUCCAUCAACCUGUACACCCACUUCGACGUGGUACCUACCUAUUUCGACACGGUACCUAAGAUCGAGCAAGCUUUACGAAUGACGUGUCCCCUCGGGACUCGUGUCCGAUCAAGAUAAAUUGGAGUCUAGCUAGACGAGAGGAGCAUCGAUCAAGAUUGAAGGUGCAAUAUUUGGAAGGCGUAUAAGGAAUUUUCCUGUACCAAAAUGAAAAAGGUAGAUUAGAGUGGAGUUGAUUCUCAAAGAGUUGAUUCUACCUGACGCCAUUCGAGAGUCCUUGAUAAAUUCUCAUAAACUGGAAUCAUCUCUUGAAUUAUUGUUUCAUCUUAAUGCCAUCAUUCCCAUCGGGUUCACGAGUAACCCAGUGCCCGAUCAAGAUGAAUUGAUGUUCAUCAGAACAUCAAUCAAAAUUGAAGGUGCAAUAUUAUGAGAACGGAGAAGAAUUCUGGUGUACCACAAUAAAAAGCUGAAUCGGAGUGAGGGUGAUUGUGCAAGUUCCGUGAAUUAACCGGAGAGUUAUUGAAAAAUUCCGAUGAACUUUCCACCGAAGGAGAACACUCUUGGGACAGCAGUUGUAUCAUGAUCUGAAGGACACUCUUCAUCUUCAAUUAUUGUUUCAUCUUCCGCCUUCGGAGUGUGUCCACGGUCAAGGUUCACGGAUGACAUGUCCUCCUGAGACUCACGUCCGAUCGAGAUAAAUUGAAGUCCAGAUAGACGAUAGGAGCAUCGAUCAAAAUUAAAGGCGCAACAUUGAGAAGACGUAGAAGUAAUUCCGAUGUGCGAGAAUAAAAAAUAAACUCGAUUAAAGUGAAGUUGAUCGUGCAAGUUGGCCAGAAUUAACCCGAGAGUUGAAAAAUAGUGAUAAGGUAUCAACCGCAGCUCUACUGAAUCACCAAGAGAAGAGCAGUGGGAGAGAAGGGCCGUGGCACCACGAUUUGAAGACCACUCUUCAUCCUCAAUUCUUGUUUCAUCUUUCACUAUCAGCCACAACUUGAUAUGCCAGAGGCAACCUAAUUAAUCACGGUGCACUAACGAGCUUGCUGGGAUCCCCGCGGUCUCACGGACCCCCACCUCCUUAACGACACCCACGAGAGACUUAACUUGCAACGUCGCUGCUUGUGUAUGUGGCACAGACAGUAGCUGAUCUUACUCUGUUAAAGAGGGCAAUAUCUUCUCAAGAAUAGAAGCGCAGCCACUCAAACGUACCUCAGUGUAGCAAGUUACGAUGGCCCUCAGCAUCGGUAUCAUCAGUUACUCGAUAACAAGCUUUUAGCCUUUUUUGACCGAAGCUUACAGCACACCAAUGGGUAUGUAUACCACGUUUUCAAAUGCUGAAUUGAGGACUCUUGAUGGUAUCCGGUGAAAUUGAGUUUGACUACGUCCAAUUCCACCACACUAUUUGCUGUACGAUCGAGGGAUAUUCUCCGAAUUGAAGGACAUGCAUGAUACGUUUUAUCGGGUUGCAGUCAUGAUGAUAUUGUGCGCCGAUCAACAAUCCAAAUAAUUACACCGACAGUUAAAGAAGAGAGUAUCAAGACGAUUUGGUGAACUUUGCCUCGAGUGUGCUAUCCCAAAUUCGUAUUGAGCUUCAUCGAAUAUCCUCCAGCUCAGUGAAUAAUUGAUCACUUGAAAUGGUAUAAUCCAGCGAUUCGAUCCUGCAUGUGCGACGAAAGCAUCUGGGUUAUGGCAUGAGGACAUUAUCAGUGAAAGCAACCUGCGGGCCCAGCGAGGUGGAGGAUGAGGAUGGUGAUGGGUGUCAUGGUGCUGGGUCAGCUUUUGAUGAGGAUCCUGUUGGCUGCUCAUGCCGUAGAUCGGCUGGCAGCUGCCCGCAGGAUACUUCGGGAUGUGCCACUCAUAGAUGGGCACAACGAUUUACCCUGGAAUAUUCGCAAGUUCCUGAAAAAUCAACUGCGUGACUUUAGGUUUGAGGAUCUGAAAGGCAGCCAGCCGUGGUCACAAUCAGCCUGGAGUCACACUGAUCUCAGAAGACUGAAGGAGGGCAUGGUAGCAGCUCAAUUUUGGUCGGCGUACGUGCCAUGCUCAUCCCAGCAUCUCGAUUCAGUUCAAUUGGCCCUCGAGCAGAUAGACUUAAUUCGCCGUCUUGUUAAUAAACAUUCACAGCAUAUGGUUGUUGUUACAACAGCUGAAGGAAUCGAAAAAGCCCACAAAGAGCAUAGAUUAGCCAGUCUUAUAGGAGUUGAAGGUGGCCACGCCGUCGGGACGAGCUUAGCUGUGCUAAGAAUGUUCUACGAGCUUGGCACAAGAUAUUUAACCUUGACACAUACAUGUAAUACCCCUUGGGCAGACUGCAGUACAGCGGACGAGCCUGGUCAAGUGCCUCACGUCGGUGGACUUUCUAGAUUUGGAAAGAGUGUAGUCUGGGAGAUGAACAGACUGGGCAUGAUGGUGGAUCUCUCUCACGUAUCUGUACCAACUAUGCUGGAUGCCAUGGCGGUCUCCAAAGCCCCUGUCAUUUUCAGUCACAGCAGUGCACAUGCACUUUGCAAUUCGUCGAGGAAUGUGCCCGAUCAUGCACUUCGAUUGCUGGCACAAUCAGGAGGUAUAGUGAUGGUAUCCUUCUACCCACAUUUUGUUAGCUGCGGAGAGAGGUCAACUCUGGAUGAUGUUGUCGCGCAUAUUAAUCACGUACGAAAAGUGGCAGGGACAAACCACGUGGGACUUGGUGCUGGAUACGAUGGAAUUAAUCUAACACCUGCAGGUCUUGAAGAUGUAAGUAAAUAUCCAGAACUGUUUGCUGAACUCUUGGCACAAGGAUGGUCGGAAGGAGACAUUCAGAAACUCGCUGGUCUUAAUCUAAUUAGAGUAUUCAAAUCAGUUGAACAGAUAAGAGAUCGAAUGGCAGCAGAUGGCAUGGAGCCACUGGAGGAAGAUAUCCCUAACGAGGACAUCCUCGGAAGAGACUACUGCCGUUAUAAUCUUAAGCAUCAUCUCGCCAUUACACCUUGAAGGACACUCCAACAUGGUGCAUAAUUGUGAAUUCUCAUUCGAUAUUUUUUACAAACGUCAUUAGUAAAUUUUCUCAAUUUAAUUACGUUGUGAAUGUUUGUAAUCGAUUGAAUAAUACGGAAAUGAAUUUCGGGAAAGGUUCUGUGAAGAGUGAUAAUGAUUCUGGUGGGAAUUGAAGUGACAGCAGUGCGAAAUUACGAAUGAUACAGUGAAAAAAUGAGAUUAUCAAUCCUCAAGAAAACAUAUAAAUAUGGACCAUUGUAAUGUUCUAUUA
This is a messenger RNA of Fopius arisanus, 4282 nucleotides long. Its product is annotated as dipeptidase 1. Lineage: Eukaryota; Metazoa; Arthropoda; Insecta; Hymenoptera; Braconidae. Gene Ontology annotation, molecular function: metallodipeptidase activity. The transcript is spliced from 10 exons. Gene Ontology annotation, biological process: proteolysis. Bases 2779 to 4008 code for a protein of 409 amino acids. The record is from RefSeq and is a predicted model, not a curated record.